This is a messenger RNA of Mycotypha africana, 1264 nucleotides long. Its product is annotated as Rad51-domain-containing protein. Gene Ontology annotation, molecular function: ATP binding; ATP hydrolysis activity; four-way junction DNA binding. Gene Ontology annotation, biological process: double-strand break repair via synthesis-dependent strand annealing; t-circle formation; resolution of mitotic recombination intermediates. Gene Ontology annotation, cellular component: Rad51C-XRCC3 complex; replication fork. The transcript is spliced from 3 exons. NCBI's taxonomy places the organism in Eukaryota, Fungi, Mucoromycota, Mucoromycetes, Mucorales, Mycotyphaceae. Bases 54 to 1124 code for a protein of 356 amino acids. The record is from RefSeq and is a predicted model, not a curated record.
GUUUCGGCAUUGAAAACAAGAAGCGUUUUGCUUCCAUCCAUCCGAUCGAUCACAUGAAGAAGAAUGAUUUAAGAAAGACGUUGGAAGAGCUUGGUGUUUUAGAAAAAGUAGAGAAUUUGGGCAUAGAUGCGCCUCGAGACAUGCUGAUGAAAUCAGUAGCUGAUCUGACAAGACUAUUGAAUAUUCCAGCUGACGCUGCCAAUGAUAUUUUAAUGGCGGCUUCAUUAGAAGCCUUUGAUUGGCGUUUACGCGAAAGAACAGGAAAUGAACUUAUCCAACAACAGCAUACACGUGUAUUAACAACAGGCGAUGCAACGAUGGAUAAAGUGUUCAACGGCGGUAUUUCGCUUGGAGCGAUUACAGAAGUGGUAGGCGAAAGCUCCUCUGGAAAGACACAGCUUGCUUUACAACUUUGCGUAGCAGCUCAAAAGCCUGAGCAGGAAGGCGGUUUAGGUGGUUCUGCGGUUUACAUCUGCACCGAAGGUCCGUUUCCUUCCAAACGGCUUGACCAACUACUCCACCAAUACCCUGAGCCUCAGCAGGAGGAAUUGAGAAAUAACUUGUUUACUAUACGUGUUAAAAACUGUGAUGAACAAUACAGGACGAUCUUUUACCGAUUACCGGCAUUUGUCGAAUCGCAAAUAAAAAAGAAACGAGUACGCGUUAUUGUCAUUGACUCUAUUGGUGCACUUUAUCGUAGUGAGGCGCACGGCAUAGGCAAGAAACGGUUCGAGAGAAUGAGUGAGAUAUGUGAUUUAGGCACACAAUUGAAAAAGAUUGCCGAUCAGUAUGAACUCGCUAUUAUCGCUGUGAAUCAAGUAGCAGACGUUCCUACUACAAGAAACCAACCCGACAUUGAGCAACUGCAACAAUGGGCAGACUUUCAGUUGCUGAAUGCUGAAAAGAGUAAUUCUAUGGCUGGUUUGUAUAUUGAUUCAUUGUUGAAGAAGCCUAUUUUGGGUGUCUCCUGGGCUAAUUCUGUCAAUGCGCGUAUUCGCAUGGCAAGGUCUCCUAUAUUGGAACACAUGAAAACAAGACGUAUACUAUUUCUCGAAUUCUCACCAACGGCCCCUCGAUAUGGCUGUGAGCUCAAGAUUGACAAUAACGGCAUCCAUGCUAUUUAAAACUGUAACAAACUAUCUAAUUGAAACCAAGCUAUUCCCACCCCCCACCCCCUGUUGACACAAACAAAUAGUAGCAACUGCAUACCUACUUUAAUCAUACACAUAUACCUUUUAGCAAACAAUAAGUAAAGUUUAAUGAG